Microthlaspi erraticum is the source of this 600-nucleotide messenger RNA. Lineage: Eukaryota; Viridiplantae; Streptophyta; Magnoliopsida; Brassicales; Brassicaceae. The record is from the annotation of a GenBank genome assembly.
AUGAAUGGCAUACAAAAUGUUCACAGACUUGACUUAAUGCUGAUACUAUCGAGGUGUUCUGGUCAAGAAGGUCGAGGUUGGCAAGCAAUGCCAGCUCUUCUAAGGAACUGUCCGCGUUUAGAAACUAUCAUCAUUCGGGGACUAAUACACGAUGUGACUGAUAAAUGUGGGGAUGCUUGUCCCUGCAUUUCUCGGGAAGACAGAGGACUUUCACUCAAGUCUUGUCCAGUGAAUAGGUUAGAGAUUCAAGAGUUUCGAGGAACAAUGAAAGAGAUGGUCAUUAUAAAGCAUUUCUUGGACUUUUUGCCGAGUUUGAAGAGGUUUGACGUCUUCGUUGAAGAUGAUGAACCUACACAGCUCAGAAACGCUGAAUUGUCUAACUGUGUCGUGGAGAUGUUCGCACUCUACGGCAAGUUGUUUCCGAGUGCAAAGUCCAGCUCCUGUUUAGUGAUUUCUUGGAGAAGAAGUGAAAGAACAAGGACAUAUCUGAAGACCAAAACUUACGCCAUAGUUUUGCCUUGGAAUGCAAAACCUGAAUCUGUUUCUAUUGUUUUUGCCUUAUUUGACUUCGUCGUUUUGUUUUGUUUAGUUGGCAUUUAA